Messenger RNA from Drechmeria coniospora, 633 nucleotides. RefSeq names its product THO complex, subunit 5. The record is from RefSeq and is a predicted model, not a curated record. Bases 1 to 633 code for a protein of 210 amino acids. Gene Ontology annotation, molecular function: mRNA binding. The transcript is spliced from 3 exons. Gene Ontology annotation, biological process: positive regulation of DNA-templated transcription, elongation; mRNA export from nucleus. NCBI's taxonomy places the organism in Eukaryota, Fungi, Ascomycota, Sordariomycetes, Hypocreales, Ophiocordycipitaceae. Gene Ontology annotation, cellular component: THO complex part of transcription export complex.
AUGACGGCCGAUAUGAUCGUCAACGAAGCGGCCCUCACGGGGGUCCUUCAAGCGUCCGAGCAGGCGCGCGACCAGGCUCAGGCGCUCCUCCUGCUGACCGACCAGGUCAAGGACGGCUCCUCCUCGGCCGAGCUCCAAAACGAGAUCGCAAAGCAGCAGAAGAGCCUCUUUACCAGCAUAUCCUACCUCCGUGGCCUUCACAGAACCGCCUGCGUCUCCGCCCGCGAAACCAAGUCCCGCACCCUCGAGGCCAGGCAGGAGGUCGACCGGCUGCACCUACAGCUGCAGAACCUGUAUUACGAGCAGCGCCAUCUCCAGGGCGAAAUCUCCGCUUGCGAGUCAUACGACCACAAAUACCAGAAGCUUCCCCUCAUCCCCGUCGAAGAGUUCCUCGCCCAACAUGCCGCGCAUGCAGACGACGACGAAGACGAGCUCAUGGCCGCUCGGAUAGAUCACGAGCGUACCGAGCGCGAGUGUCUCGAGCAGCAGAGACAGGAGCUCCUCAAGCGCAAGCAGAAGCUCAUCGCCGACAACAAGCGUCGCAAGGAUGACCUUGCCAACCUGGACCAGGACCUCGAAAAGUUCAUCGACGCGGCGAAACCCAUCAUGGAGCUGUUCGAGAAGGCGCCGUAA